UUUAAUUGCAGGCAGUACAAUGUGGAUUAUAAAUUGGAGACCUAUCUGAAAAUUGCCAGACUGUAUCUGGAGGAUGAUGAUCCUGUUCAGGCAGAGGCUUAUAUCAACCGAGCUUCCCUGCUCCAGAACGAAUCAACCAAUGAACAGUUGCAGAUCCAUUACAAGGUGUGCUAUGCUCGUGUUCUUGAUUAUAGAAGAAAAUUCAUUGAAGCUGCCCAAAGAUACAAUGAGCUCUCAUAUAAGACAAUAGUCCAUGAAAGUGAGAGACUAGAGGCCUUAAAACAUGCUUUGCAUUGUACCAUCUUAGCAUCAGCAGGACAACAGCGCUCUCGAAUGCUAGCCACUCUUUUUAAAGAUGAAAGGUGUCAGCAGCUUGCAGCCUAUGGAAUCCUAGAGAAAAUGUAUCUAGAUAGGAUUAUCAGAGGAAAUCAACUUCAAGAAUUUGCUGCUAUGUUGAUGCCUCACCAAAAAGCAACUACAGCUGAUGGUUCCAGCAUCUUGGACAGAGCUGUCAUUGAGCACAAUUUGUUGUCUGCAAGCAAGUUAUAUAAUAAUAUCACAUUUGAAGAGCUUGGAGCUCUAUUAGAGAUCCCUGCAGCUAAGGCAGAAAAGAUUGCAUCUCAAAUGAUUACAGAAGGCCGAAUGAAUGGAUUUAUUGAUCAAAUUGAUGGAAUAGUUCAUUUUGAAACUCGUGAGGCUUUGCCAACAUGGGACAAACAGAUUCAAUCACUUUGUUUCCAAGUGAAUAACCUUUUGGAGAAGAUAAGUCAGACAGCACCAGAGUGGACGGCACAGGCCAUGGAAGCUCAGAUGGCUCAGUGACUCAACACUAAUUUGAUGGUUUCUAUAGUGUCUCCUUUAUUAUACAGAUUAAUUUCACUACAACUCCAAAGAAUCUGUGCUAUGACCCUUCACAUUUCAGUGUCCUCUUACAGCAGAAUCUAUUUAAAGAAGCAUUAUUUAAGAGGAGAUGGUAUGAAUGAACACUUUAAAAUUUCUAAAUCCUUAGUACCCCUGUUUGAUGGGUGUCUAUGAGACUAAUUCAGUUGUUUUGAAAGUGUUUGUUUAAAUUGAUGGAGUGAAAUCUCUGUGACUAAAAAGAUUUGUUACAGUUCUUUACCUUGUGGUAUGUUGUGUAUGUGCUUUCUUCCUCUCAGAUGUUCCAAUAAAGAGGGGAAUGAGCCAAAUAAAAA
This is a messenger RNA of Antechinus flavipes (yellow-footed antechinus), 1193 nucleotides long. Its product is annotated as COP9 signalosome complex subunit 4-like. NCBI's taxonomy places the organism in Eukaryota, Metazoa, Chordata, Mammalia, Dasyuromorphia, Dasyuridae. The transcript is spliced from 6 exons. The annotation marks the transcript as partial. Gene Ontology annotation, cellular component: cytosol; COP9 signalosome. The record is from RefSeq and is a predicted model, not a curated record.